Lates calcarifer (barramundi perch) is the source of this 2354-nucleotide messenger RNA. RefSeq lists its product as uncharacterized. The record is from RefSeq and is a predicted model, not a curated record. NCBI's taxonomy places the organism in Eukaryota, Metazoa, Chordata, Actinopteri, Centropomidae. Bases 273 to 1667 code for a protein of 464 amino acids. The transcript is spliced from 10 exons.
UCUUGUGGACUUGAACGUUUACUUCCUCAUCUGUCAGGACUGGUUUAUAAUGAAAGUAAUUUCUAACAGGAAGCGGGAGGCUACAGAGUGUUAUAGAUGUGAACUGACGCGGAUAUAAUUCAGCUUUUACCAUCUGAUAUCAAGACAAGACAAUUCUAGACAUCAGAUUUUAACCCUAACACUUUCUUCUGCGUGAGACAGGUUUCUCCCCUUGGGUCAGGGAGACAUAUCUGAGCUGAAACCAGCAGAACGGAGACAAUAUGUGAGACAGUAUGCCUGCUCAACAAAAAAUCUCCACAUUGUUGAAAUGGCUCUUCAUUGGCGUCACUGUCUUCUCUGUCUUCACUGCCCCCCUGCUGAUUUGGAUCUACAGGCCACAUGAGAUCUUCCAGGAUGCGACUGUGUCCAAUCCAAAACCCAUUAAGCCUCAGAUUCCAGUGCAUCAUUCAGGACAACAGUGUUAUCCUGGACAAAUGGCUCCUCAAAAGCUGUCUAUCGUGGCGGUCAGCAGGACGAAGACACUGCUGGUAUCAGCUUAUCAGGAGCACCGCACAGGAAAUAGGGAGGUUCGUGUCAUUGCAGUGGUGCUGAGGAAGGAGACCGUAGCCUACCAUUGCCUCCUCUGUUGUCAGGAUCAACUGCACAUCUCUGACGGUGUCAGCAGUGUCCACACUGAUCACUUUGACUUUCCAUAUGGGACAGCAGACAUCAUGUGUCCUAUCCCUUCAGGCUGUGAGACUGUGUCUCAUAUCGCUGUGACCUCUGCUGCAAACAAAUCUGGAGAGUCUGUGGAGGUGAAGAACCAGAAGGUGAAAAGUGACUCCUUUCCAUACAACUUCACUGUCUGCCUCUCCACCAUGUUCGAUUUCACCAACGUGUUACAGCUGGUCCAGAGUUUGGAAAUGCUGCAGUUACUAGGGGUGAACAGGGUUGUCGUCUAUAAGACCAGCUGCAGCCCUGAAACACAGCGCAUACUGGACUACUACACUCACAAAGGUUUAGUGGAGGUGAUUCCUUGGUCUCUGUCCAAAUUUAUUAAUGUAUCUCGGGGCUGGCUGCCUUCACAUGGUCCAGGUGACAUCCACUACCUCGGCCAGAUUCCUGCUCUCAAUGACUGUCUCUACAGAUACAUGUACCAGUCUAAAUAUAUGGCCCUGCAUGACAUUGACGAGCUCAUACUGCCUCAGUCAGUCAACAGCUGGUUGGAAUUGUUGCCACAGUUGGAGAAGAAGUAUGGCGCUGACCAGUGUUACAUGUUUGAAAAUAACGUGUUCCCCAUCACCGUCACGCUGCCUCCUCCCACCUCCCAGACUCUGCCCCUGCAGAACCACCACUGGCAGAAUGUGUCUGGAGUUAACAUCCUGGCUCACCUGUACCAUGAACCCAUCAUUCCAGAAACUCAUUACAGCAACUUCAAGAUCAUUGUCAACCCACGAGCUGUGUACAGAGCAACCGUCCACGGACUGCUGAAGUCAGUCAAAGGCUGCGCCUGGGUUGACAGGAAUAUAGCACGAAUGUACCACACAAGAGAUCCGAGGCAACCCAAGCUGACACCAAACCAGCUGAUUUAUGACGGCAGACUGCUGAGCUACAGCACCCACCUCAUACCAGCUGUCAAUACUGUACUCAGAGAGAAUGGACUUCUACCAGAGGACAGCAUACAGUAGCCUCCGUUGGUGUGUGCGUGUGUCUCUACUCAAAGCACCAAAUGCAAAUGUUGUUCACUUAUUGGCCACUACGUGGAGGUGUAAAUGUCCGUUCAGACUUUAACUCAGGGAGAGGAAUUAUUCUUCAGGGAUUUAUAGUUUAAUCAUUUAAUAGCCUGAUCUGUGUGAACUUCAAUACUGUCAAUACUGUACUCAGAGAGAAUGGACUUCUACCAGAGGACAGCAUACAGUAGCCUCUGUUGGUGUGUGCGUGUCUCUACUCAAAGCACCAAAUGCAAAUGUUGUUCACUUAUUGGCCACUAGGUGAAGUGUAAGUGUCCAUCCAGACUUUCAUCCUUUUAACUCAGGGAGAGGAAUUAUUCUUCAGGAAUUUAUAGUUUAAUUAUUUAAUCUGAUCUGUGCUGACUUUUUAAACAUGUUAAAUAUGUUGCUUGCUGACUGCACAAACAAUUCCAUUUUGCAUUAUAGAGCGGUGCAGGGAUGAUGUAUUUUUGAUGGCCAUUUUUGUUGCUCGGGUUUAUUUUUUAUUUUCAGUACUGUAUGAACCAUUUUCUUGGGUGAUUGAAUAGUGGUUAAUUCAUUUUUAAUAUAUACAUUGAGCUUUAAUUAAUGUAUUUUUAAGCUAUUGUGGAGCAUUGCUGUCUGUAGUGUCCUGCUGUAAAUGAUCAAUAAAGGUUUUGGACUGGA